CAAGUUAUGAAACAAUCAGCUGAGAAAUAAACAACUUGUAGUAAAUUCCAUAGUACUAAAAAAGAUGUUCCCUGUGGCACGGACUAUAGCUAGUGUAUCGGAAUUAUCAUACGUUUAACUUCAAUCAGCCGGUGGUAAUUAAUCAAUGUGCUGUUAAACGAAACCAACCUUUACUUGUGUUUAUGUUGCAGGUCGAAGUGCGGGAAUAGAAUCCACUGAAGGUGACAGUAUGGAACAGAAAAACGGUGCACACGACAUUACAGGACAAAAAACAACAAAAGGUCAGAACAUGGAACAAGAAACCCCUACAAGCAAAAGUAGGGGACAAGAGCCUGUUGAUUCCACUGCAGGUGACAGUGUGGACCAGAAAAACACUGGACACAACAUUAUAGGACCAGGAACAAUAAAAGAUCACAGUAUGGAACAAGAAACCCCUAGAAGUGACAGUAGGGGACAAGAAACUAUUGAAGAUGAUAGCAGAUGUCAAGAAAAUGUGGCAACUGAAGUCAAGGUGCAAGGAAAUACUGGGAGUGACAGUGAAGAACAAGAGGCCACUGUCGGCGAUGCUACGGAACAAGACCCCAAUGGGAGGGACAGUGUAGAACAAGAGGUCACUGCGGGCGAUGGUAUGGAACAAGAUCCCAAUGGGAGUGACAGUGAAGAACAAGAGGCCACUGCACGUGAUGGUAAGGAACAAGAUCCCAAUGGGAGUGGCAGUGAAGAACAAGAGGCCACUGAGCGUGAUGGUACGGAACAAGACCCCGAUGGGAGUGACAGUGAAGAACAAGAGGCCACUGCACGUGAUGGUACGGAACAAGACCCCAAUGGGAGUGACAGUGAAGAACAAGAGGCCACUGUGGGCGAUGGUACGGAACAAGACACCAAUGGAAGUGACAGUGUAGAACAAGAGGCCACUGUGGGCGAUGAUACGGAACAAGACCCCAAUGGGAGGGACAGUGUAGAACAAGAGGUCACUGCGGGCGAUGGUAUGGAACAAGAUCCCAAUGGGAGUGACAAUGAAGCACGAGACCCUGCGUGUGAUGGUACAGAACAAGACCCCAAUGGGAGUGACAGUGAAGAACAAGAGGCCACUGUGGGCGAUGGUACGGAACAAGACCCCAAUGGGAGGGACAGUGUAGAACAAGAGGCCACUGUGGGCGAUGAUACGGAACAAGACCCCAUUGGGAGGGACAGUGUAGAACAAGAGGUCACUGCGGGCGAUGGUAUGGAACAAGAUCCCAAUGGGAGUGACAAUGAAGCACGAGACCCUGCGUGUGAUGGUACGGGACAGCAUACCACUGCGAGUGACAAAGGGGAAAGGGGAAACCUUGUAGGAACGGGACAAAGAACCAUUUUAGCUGACAAUAUCACUCCAGGUGACACCAUGGGACAAGACUCCACUCCAGGUGACACCAGGGGACAAGACUCCACUCCGGGUGAUAUCAGGGGACAAAAAACCACUCCAGGUGAUAUCAGGGGACAAGACAUCACUCCAGGUGAAAGUACACAACAAGAAACGUCUUCAGGUGAAGGAAUGGGACAAAAUGUGACUUCUGUUGGCAGCACAGAUGUAGCAAACACCUUAGCGCGAAGCAAAAUACUUGUGCCAAAGCCAAACACGGCAGACGUUCAUCUAGAUUUAAAUGAGGAUCAACACCACUUAACAUUAAGAUUAAAGCAAAUGCAAAAUGAAAAUGAGGAACUGAGAAAAAGUUUAGCUGAUCAAGAAGAGACAAACAAGCGGUUUCAGACAGACAGAGACGAUCUCAUUCAAAAUUUAAACAAAUCACAAAAGAACUUAAAACAGGCACAAAAAGAAAAUGACGGUUUAAAGGAUAUGUGUGCUGAAGACAGGAAACAAAGUAACCUGUUGCGGGAAGAAAAGGAUAUUCUUAACCAAAGGUUAAAUGAAGAACAGAGUAAGCUAGAACAGUUACACAAGGAACACGAACAUUUGAAGAAAGACUUUACAGAAGGAAAGGAGGAAAAUGAGCAGUUACAGAAAGAAAAUGAGCAAUUUAAGAUUGAUCUGGCCAAAGAAAAGAAAAGCUAUGGGGAGUUGAUGGCAGAAAAAGAGAAUCUUAUUGAACAUUUAACUACAAUAGAACAUAGUCUAAAACAGCUACAAACCCAAUAUGAGGAACUAGAGAAAGUUUUAGCUGAGCAAAGGCAAAGCUAUGAGCAGUUAAAGGCAGAAAAAGAUAAUCUUAUUCAACAUUUAACUACAAUAGAACAUAGUCUAGAACAGGUAGAAAACCAAUAUGGAGAACUAGAGAAAGUUUUAGCUGAGCAAAGGCAAAGCUAUAAGCAGUUGAAGGCAGAACAGGAAACUCUUAUUCAAGAUUUACAAGCAGCAAAGCACGACUUAACACAGACGAAUAGCUUGCUGAAGGAAAAAGAAGUCGCUAUUAAAGUAUUUGAAAAUGAAUUGGAAGAAGGCAAGAAAACUACUGAUGGACAGGCUUGUCAGUUAACUGCUGCAACCACGAUCGUUGAAGAUUGCGUCCCAGACUUUGACAGUGAAGAUGGGUGGACUGUUUGUUCAGACAGCCAGGAAUCUGCUAAGAGUGAGGACCGAAGUGAUUAUGGUCAACUGGAGCAGACGAGAAGUGAGAAUGAUGACUCGCAGUUCAGCAGACGUGAGAUUGGCCAAAACAAGCAGAUUCCGGGAACCUUUGGAUAUUCAGCUCGACACAAACAGAUGCUUGUUGAAGUCCAUGCAGAGACCUCGUCGAGGGAAGGUGAAAGUGAAAACAUGGCAAAAGGACAGAGAGGGAGAGAAUUGACAGAUCUUGAAUCUAAACAGAGCAAUCAACAAAGCUCAAGAAUACAAGACGAAAGGGGAAAUUUGAAAAUUACACUUUUGAAGGAACAUAUAGUUUCCUUAAAGAAAGACUUUGACUUUGUUUCAAAGAAAGUUGCACAAUUUCAAAGUCAAAAUGUACAUCUUAUCAGCAGCAUGUCCAGUAUCCAGCAGAAAGCCCCUAGCCGGAACAGGAUGCGUGGGGACGAGGUACUGAAAAAAUGUUUGGCUGAACAAAGUAAGACAAUUGAUCAGCUGGAGUCAUACAAAGAGAAGCUGGAUGAAGAUUUCUCUAGAGUCCAGUAUGACCUGACACAGGUCCAGAAUGAAUGCUUGGAAAUGGAGAAAUGUUUGGCCCAAGAAAGAGAAAGAAAUGAACAUUUGCAGGUAGACAAGGAGAAUGUUGGUGAAGAUUUCUCCAGAAUGCAGAGUUGCCUGACAGAGGUGGAAAGGGAAAAUGUAACACUAAAGAAAUGUUUAGCUCAACAAAGUGAGACAAUUGAUCAGCUGAAGUCAUACAAAGAGAAGUUGGACAAAGAUUUCUCUAGAGUCCAGUAUGACCUGACACAGGUCCAGAAUGAAUGCUCGGAAAUGGAGAAAUGUUUGGCCCAAGAAAGAGAGAGAAAUGAACAUUUGCAGGUAGAAAAGGAGAACGUUGGUGAAGAUUUAUCCAGAAUGCAGAGUUGCCGAACAGAAGUGGAAAAUGAAAAUGUAUCACUAAAGAAAUGUUUAGCUCAACAAACUGAAACAAUUGAUCAGUUGAACUCCUGCAAGGAUACUCUUGAUAAAGAAUUAAACGAAGCUAAAGGUUCCCUUGAAGAGGUACAAAGAAUGCUACAGGAAUCAGAAUUAGUCAAGCUCAAAGGCACUGUAGAUGAACUGAAUGCCAAGUUGACAGAAGUGUACACCAGUGUAGAAGAAAAUAAAGCCAAUCUGCAUGAGACCAAUCAACCAAUUGACUGGAAACAAAGAGAAUUUGAGCGCACCAAAGAACAAAUGGUGAAUGUUACCGCUCAGUUCCAGGCUCGUGAGAACCAAAGUCGACUGAUGUCAGAAAGUCUCAACAGGGAAUUAGAACAGUUACGACGUAUGUAUAGGCAUAUACUGAACACAGCGCAAAACACUAAUAUUAAAGGGACAGUCCUGAAUUUACGACCAUUGUAAAAUGUUUCCAACCAAUAUAGCCAUUUUCAAUGAUGUAACAUACAAAUUAAAUACAUUUUCUUAUUUAAAAUAUCAGUGUCUGUAUUUACAAGGUGUCAGUUGUCUUAAUGCUUGUAGUAGCCCAAACUGGACUUUA
Gigantopelta aegis is the source of this 4103-nucleotide messenger RNA. RefSeq names its product myosin-6-like. The coding region runs from base 230 to 3967 and encodes 1245 amino acids. The record is from RefSeq and is a predicted model, not a curated record. The transcript has 6 exons. Lineage: Eukaryota; Metazoa; Mollusca; Gastropoda; Neomphalida; Peltospiridae.